Messenger RNA from Lates calcarifer (barramundi perch), 5373 nucleotides. RefSeq lists its product as uncharacterized. The transcript is spliced from 21 exons. Gene Ontology annotation, biological process: regulation of apoptotic process. Lineage: Eukaryota; Metazoa; Chordata; Actinopteri; Centropomidae. The record is from RefSeq and is a predicted model, not a curated record. Gene Ontology annotation, molecular function: protein binding. The coding region runs from base 210 to 3557 and encodes 1115 amino acids.
UGGUCUGUCAGUCUUGGUUUAUGACUCUUGAACAUUGAACCUAUUUGUCCUGAUUCCCGUCUCUGAGCUCUCAGUCAGUGUUGGUGGUUUACGUCUCAGACUGACUGACUGCAGAGGAAGAGGAGGACAGAGCAGAGUCUCCAGGAUCCACUUCUUUGAACAGGGACUGGUCCACAGAUGAUCCUCAGUACUGGACUCUGAGCUACAAGAUGUCAGAGGAGGUUCUGGAUGAGUUGGACCUGACGAAGUAUAAGACAGAGGAGGAACGAUGGAGAAUGAUCCCAGCUGUGAGGAGCUGUAGAAAGGCUCGAUUUAAUAACUGUGGACUCUCAGCGACUCACUGUGAAGUUGUGGCCUCAGCUCUGAAGUCCAAUCCCUCCCAUCUGAGAGAACUGGACCUGAGCGAAAACACAGACCUAAAGGAUUCAGGAGUGAAGAUACUGUCCACUGGACUGGAGAAUCCAAACUGUAGACUGGAGACUCUGAGGUUGAAGAACUGCAGUUUGUCAAAGAUCAGCUGUUCUUCUCUGGUCUCAGCUCUGAAGUCCAACCCCUCCCAUCUGAGAGAUCUGGAGCUGAGCUGGAACAAGCUGCAGGAUUCAGCAGUGAAGGAGCUGUGUGGUUUUCUGCUGAGUCCAGACUGUAGACUGGAGACUCUGAGGUUGAAGAACUGCUGGUUGUCAAAGAUCAGCUGUUCUUCUCUGGCCUCAGCUCUGAAGUCCAACCCCUCCCAUCUGAGAGAUCUGGACCUGAGUGGAAACAACCUUCAUGAUUCAGGAGUGAAGGAGCUGUGUGGUUUUCUGCAGAGUCCAGACUGUAGACUGGAGACUCUGAGGUUGAGUCUCUGCAGUUUGUCAAAGAUUAGCUGUUCUUCUCUGGUCUCAGCUCUGAAGUCCAACCCCUCCCAUCUGAGAGAUCUGGACCUGAGUAACAAUGACCUGUAUAAUCCAGGAGUGAAGGAGCUGUGUGGUUUUCUGCAGAGUCCAGACUGUAGACUGGAGACUCUGAGGUUGAGGUCCUGUUGGUUGUCAGAGAUCAGCUGUUCUUCUCUGGCCUCAGCUCUGAAGUCCAACCCCUCCCAUCUGAGAGAUCUGGACCUGAGCUGGAAUGACUUGAAGGAUUCAGGAGUGAAGGAUCUGUGUGGUUUUCUGCAGAGUCCAGACUGUAGACUGGAGACUCUGAGGUUGAAGAACUGCUGGUUGUCAGAGAUCAGCUGUUCCUCUCUGGUCUCAGCUCUGAAGUCCAACCCCUCCCAUCUGAGACAUCUGGACCCGAGCUACAACAAGCUGCAUGAUUCAGGAGUGAAGGAGCUGUGUGGUUUUCUGCAGAGUCCAGACUGUAGACUGGAGACUCUGAGGUUGAAGAACUGCUGGUUGUCAGAGAUCAGCUGUUCCUCACUGGUCUCAGCUCUGAAGUCCAACCCCUCCCAUUUGAGAGAACUGGACCUGAGCUACAACAUCGACCUGCAGGACUCAGCCGUGAAGGAGCUGUGUGAUCUUGUGGAGAGUCCAGACUGUGGACUGGAGACUCUGAGGUUGAAGAACUGCAGUUUGUCAAAGAUCAGCUGUUCUUCUCUGGUCUCAGCUCUGAAGUCCAACCCCUCCCAUCUGAGACAUCUGGAGCUGAGUAACAACAACCUGCAGGAUUCAGGAGUGAAGGAGCUGUGUGGUUUUCUGCAGAGUUCAGACUGUAGACUGGAGACUCUGAGGUUGAGUUACUGCUGGUUGUCAAAGACCAGCUGUUCUUCUCUGGUCUCAGCUCUGAAGUCCAACUCCUCCCAUCUGAGAGAACUGGACCUGAGUCUCAACAAGCUGCAGGAUUCAGGAGUGAAGGAUCUGUGUGGUUUUCUGCAGAGUCCAGACUGUAGACUGGAGACUCUGAGGUUGAGUUGGUGCAGUUUGUCAGAGAUCAGCUGUUCUUCUCUGGUCUCAGCUCUGAAGUCCAACCCCUCCCAUCUGAGAGAACUGGACCUGAGUGAAAACUACCGCCUACAGAACCCACACGUGAAGCCUCUGUGUGAUCUUGUGGAGAGUCCAGACUGUAGACUGGAGACUCUGAGGGUCCCUGGCAGGGUGAUCAGAUCUUCCAUAGAUAAAACCUGUGUCUCUGACGUCAAACUGAACACAAACGACACAAAGAAGCCAGACGUCACUGAAGACAACAUAAAGAAGCUGAAACUGGAGCCUCCAUCAAGUUUCAGACCUGAACUGAAAACUGAAUCUGCACAAGUUUCAUACAGGUUCAGGUGUCCUGGUCCAGGUGGGUUUGAGUGUUCUUCAACUGGACUGGUGUUUGUUGUGGAUAAGGAGGCGGAGCUGUUCUACAGGACCGUCCAAUGGGAUGAGAGCCUCCUCCAAUCAGCUGGCAAGACACCUGCAGGGCCUCCGUACAGUAUCCAGUGUCCUGAGGCUGCUGUCUGUGAGCUCCACCUCCCACACUGUGAAACUAAGGAUGCGUUGCAGGUUAAAGGCCUGCUGUCUGUCGUCCACAUCUCUGAUGAUGGACUGAGCAUCUUGGAGCCUCAGGAGAUCACAGACACUCAUGUGGUGGUGAAGGUCCCUCACCUCUCUGUCUUUGGACUGGUCCGAGAUAAAGUUAAACAGUUACUGAGAAAAUCAAUAAACUGUAAUGUUCUGCUGUUCCUGCGACAUCUGGCUAAAGAACAUCGAGCCCUCGAUGUGUUUCUACUGCCUACCAACAUCCCUCUGUCAGAGGUUAAGGCUCAACAUGACGAUGCUAAAUACAUCAGAACCUCUUCUAACUGCCUUCUGAGCACUGGUCAAAGUUACAGUGUCCGCUGUGAACCUGAGGACUUAGAAGUACAGCCUGAGCGUGAGCGGUUUCUCUCAAAUUAUGGACCAAAUUACUUUCCAACCUUUGAGGUUUUCCUGACUUCAAACCCAGAGAGAGUGACUGUGAUGAUCCAAGACCAAAAGAAGCGACAAAUCUGGAAACGUAUUAUCUAUCUGCCAGUGACAAAGACGGAUCUCAUCAGCAUCCUGAAUGAUCUGACAGACGACGAGUUUGAGAACUUCAAGGGGCACCUGAGAUGUGAAGCCCUGGACAACUUCUCACCCAUUAAAAUGGACCUGCUGUUGAAGACAGCGAGGCAACACGCCGUGGAUCUGAUGGUGCAGAAAUAUGGAUUAGUUGGAGCUGUGGGGGUGAUGGGGGAAGGUUUAAAAAGCAUCAACAGGAACAAUCUGGUGAAGCAGUUACAAGCCGUCAGCUCAGGAGCAGAAGGUUCUGAUCCUGGUCUUGGUCCUUGUCCAUCAGGAUCUCAGAGUGUCUCAGCAGAAGAGAAGCUGAAGUCUGUUCGGACUCAGUUUGUCAGCAGAGUUUCUGAACCUGUUCUACAGAAGCUGCUGGAUAAACUCCUGGAGUGUGGGGUGAUAACUGAUGAUGAGAUGGAUUUAUCAGGAACAGCGAAAAGGGCAGCCAAAGCUCGAGUGGUGAUCGACACGGUGCGAAGAAAAGGAUCAGAGGCCAGUUCAGCUCUGAUCUCUGCUCUCUGUGAAGAGGAUCAAUGGCUUUCAACAGAGCUGAACUUAACGUGAAGCAGGAGCAGAGUUGCUGUUCUUUGUGAGUGAAUCAGGGUCAGCUGUCCUGGGCUGCCUCACAUGAUUAUUUCAGUAUAAUGUAUGUAGGGUUACGGUCUGUACAGUGACUGAAUAUGUUUGUUUCUGGAGCAGUGUAUUGCAGCUGUUUCCUGUUGUUAGUUAAGUUCAAACUGAGAAACCAUCACAGAACAUUAGAUUAAAUCUGCAUCAAAUAAUCUCAACAUACGACGACAUCGACACUGAGAACAGUGUGAGAACAGCAUCAUCUAGCUGCUCAGGAGAAAAACUAAAGGCCUUCAUUUAUACUGAUCUGAGGACAGUCUGAGUCAGAGCUGAACAAUUGUGAUGCCUUCACUUACUGAAGUGCAUGAAGGCAUCAGAAACUGGUGAAUAGGGUGAAACAGGUGAAAACAAAAUGAGGUGUUGAACUUUUUCUUUUCUUGUAGGUUGUGAAGCAGAAAAAACAGCAGUCAGCAGCUGCAGAGGUGUGUCAGAUAUUAAUUUAGUGCUGGUCACACUCAUGAAAAUGACAGAAAUGAUAAGUAUAACAGCUGCUGGUCAACCUGGCUUCCAAAGACAAUAACCUGCUGCUGCCUUGAGAGGGCGGUAAAGUACAUUACAUUCUUGUCCUGGGAGGUUGCUGUGGUCUGCUCUUAGAUUCACCAACCACUCAGCAUCAGUGUUGUGUGAUGCCGCUUCCUUCCAUAUGUCCUUCCAGUAUUGCUCAGUCUCUGGAUGAGUUUCUGGAGAACAGGGCAUUUUUAUGUUGGCAGAACUGUGAGUCUUUGUUCGUCUCUACAGCGUCACUUAUGGACAUGGACCAGACUCUCAUCACAUCCUUCUGCACCUUUGUUAGCCCUCUAACGUCUCUCUGGGCUUCCUUAAUCUUUGCUUCAACCAUCUUCCUCAUGGGGGGUACUCCCUGUAUGUUGCCCUCUUGAUCUUAUACCCAAGAGUCUCCAGGAUUACUGUUGCAGCAGCAAAUACAAGUUCAUUUGUUUUCACCAAAUCCACUCAUUUCAAUGCAUGUGAUUUAAAAGCAAUAUGUUAGUGUGAUCAUGAACCUACAUUGUUUCCCGUUCUUAAGGCUCUUUUUUGUAGUUUGCAUAUUGAAUAUUAGAUCCUGUUGUAGGCGUUACCCCACACCUCCAGUGAUUCAGAUUCCAAUGUAGUUUAUGAUCUAAUAUCAAACCCAGACAUUUAUUUUAAUUUACUCUCUUAAUAUUAAUAUUGUCUAUCAUUACAUGUAUUUGUGUAUUUAUUUUAUUUAUUUCAAUUUAUUUUGUUCAUAAAAUAUUCUUAAAAAAAUAUUUGUACAGGUUACCCAUAGUAUCUGUACAUUAACACUCAGCCCCCCGUGUUCAAAUAAAGUCAAAUAAUACACUUACUAAAAGCCUUGAACAGUUUAAGUUAAGUGCAUGUUCCAGCGUCCUCUUUAGACUGUAAUUUAUGUUCAGAUGGACUCAGAGCUGCUGUUACCUGUACAGGUAAAGACCAGUUUCACCUGAGAGCUGGUUCAGACUCGUUCAAACCCACAAAGUACAGAAAAACCCAACAACAAUAACUGUGUUAAAGUGUGUGUCUGAAAGCUGACUGCGUAUCUGACAGCAGACAUGUUGUUAGAGCCAUCAGGGAAAAGUACAGAGAGCAGACUGAAGCCUGACACCAGCAGCCACAAACCCUCCAUUACAGCUCUAUUUCUGUCUGACAGACGACUGGUUUAUUUUCAGAGUUUUGCUUUGGAGUGGUGAAGCUAUAAAAGUGACAAACCAGCAGAUUUACAGAUGAAUAAACUGAGAGUGUUUAAACUUCA